Molecule: messenger RNA, 2157 nt
Organism: Vicia faba (fava bean)
Lineage: Eukaryota; Viridiplantae; Streptophyta; Magnoliopsida; Fabales; Fabaceae
Source: the annotation of a GenBank genome assembly
AUGGAGGCCACUUCUGAAUCUUCCGACGAAAAAGCCGCUAAUCUUCCCGUCAUUGAUCUCCGCCUUCUCUCUCAAUCGGAGUUAUACACUAUCUCCCUUUCUCACGCUACCGCCUGUAACCGUCACAUCGACGACGGUUGCGUUAUCCCUAAAAUUGACCGUUCUGUUUUCAAAGAGUCCGCCGGUAGCCGGAAACAGACGUUCUCUCGUCUUCGUCUCUUUCCUCGUAGCAACAACAAUCCGUACUCUCCCGUUCCUGUUCCGGUUUCUGCUGCCGUCGCUCCUGUUGCGGUUGUUCCCGCUCCUUCGUCUUCGGGAAGCCGCAUUCCCGCUGACGGAGAGAAUUCGCAAAUAAUCGAUCUCCUUCAAGAACUAUUCGGCGUUGAACCUCUCCGCGGCCCUUAUAAUGACCGUGCUAAUGACCGUGCUGUUCCGUUGCAAGUUGAUUUCAAACAACCGGCUCUUGAAUUUACGCCUCAGGCUGCUCAGGAUACUUCGGUUGAUGGUAGUCAGAGGAAGCGGAAGCGCGGAAGGCCUCGCAGGGACGAGACUCCGGUUUUAGCCAUUUGCGAUGGUAGUAAUGGGAAGGGGAUGGAAACGGGUGAUGAGAAGAAGGUAGAAACUGGUAAUGACAAGAAGAAGAGGAAGGUGGAAACGGCUAAUGAGAAGCAGGGGUUUGUUCUUGAUGAUGCUGGGGAUCCAUUUGUGGAGGAGUUGAUCGUGAGGACACAAGGGAUGAAUACGGAGCCAGAGUUGCUGGAGUUUUUGGAGGGUUUGAAUGGAGUCUGGGCAAGUGAUAGGAAGAAGAGGAGGAUUGUUGAUGCUAAUUGUCUCCGUGAUGUGCUGCCAACUGGGUGGAAGCUUAUACUUACUCUUCAGAGAAGAGGGGCUCGAGCAUCGGUGUUAUGUCGCCGUUACAUAAGUCCCGAUGGAGGCCAGUUUGAGACAUACAAGGAUGUUUCUUCACACUUGGUUUCUUUGUUCGGUGUUCAAGACGCGAGCCACUUAAAAUCUUGUUAUACUGAUGGUAGUAAGCAGUUCUCCAACAAUAUCAAUAUGUCAUCUGAAAAUAAUAUUGGUCCCGUCCCUACAGACGGUAUUAAGAUUGAUGCCAAUGCAAGUUCUCAUCAUGAGAAGCAGGCCACCAUAUCAUCACCAAUUGGAACUGAAAAGCUAAACACUUCUGAUGGGAAUUUAAAUGGUGUCCUGGCAGCUAUCGAUUGUGAAUUAGGUGAUGCCACCAAUGGAGCUUUUGGAGUCUCUGACCAUCCAACUGACGAAAAGCUACCACUGAAGGCAGAUAAGAAUGAUGCAAACUCAGUUCAGGAAUGCUUUCUUUCAGAGGACAGAGUUUAUAAUCAGAGUGUUGGUCCCACCCCUACAGGUGGUACGAAGAUUGACGCCAAUACAAGUUCUCAUCAGGAGAAGCAAAUUGGAACUGGAUGGUAUGAAACUGUUCCCUGUGGAAAUGAUCAAGCACGUGUUGGUGACAAUGGGCUUGGGCUUUCUUCCACAUUAAUGGAAAACCACAUCCAGAAAAUAGCUUCUGAAAGCAGCAUGCUGGUUCCAAAUUCUCAAGAUAUUUCUACUAAUGGUAAACUUCAGUUUUAUUCGGAAGGCUCUGUUGUCCCAUCCCAGAAUGAACUUAACCAUACAUCUAUAGAAAGUAUGGACAGGGAAGAAACUUCUGUGCUGAAGGACCCUGCUGAGACAAAAAAAAAUUACAAUGAUUUACCUGGGUUGUCCACUGAUGAGAGAACAUGGGAUCACAAUGAAUAUCUGAAUAAUAUUUCUUUUGAUCCCUGGCAACAAGAUGCAUCUGUGUCUGAUGUAAUUGAUUUUACUCCCAAUCUUUAUGUAACUAAUGGCUUUAGUGAUGAUCAUGCUCCUCCAGUAGACGAAGUUGCGACAAGCUGUUUACAGAAAACGGGUUCUCUGAAGGAGCAAAUUUGCACAAUGGACAAUCAGUUGCACAGAAGUUCUGAAAGUAACUUAUUUACUGUAGCCGGGAAUCAGCACCCAUCUGCUCUCCAUGAUAAUAUGGAUAACAUCUCAGCUGGAACCUUUGGUGCUGACAAGAAAAAUGAUGAUGGAGUUAAUAACGGAAAUACCUCUUGCUCAUCAGACAUAUACUUGAAGGCAACACUAUUUUGUUGA